UCCAUUUCCCUCAGCAAAGUCACAGCUCAAAGUUAAACAAAAAGGCCACCCACUGCAAACCAAAGAAAAACCAAAACAGGGAACCCCAAGGAAUCUCUGGUUCUUUGGGUUCCAAGAAUUCCUUUGCUUUCCUUGUGCAAGUGAUUUUACAUCCAAACAAACCAUGCCUGAAGAGGUAAUUACUUAUCUUUCUCAGCUUUGAAUUCCCCACCUCCAAAGGGAAGACAUAGCCCUCUUCUCCCUAUUGCCUAUUUGUCUUUGCUUCUGGUUUUCCUUUCAACAUGGUCCAAAGAAAGGUACAAAACCAGCUUGCAAAACAAGCAGAUCCUAAUGUUAAAUUCGAGAAGCGGUUGGUGAACCUGAAACCAUCUUCUCAGUUCCAAGAUGGCAAAAAUAGAGGAGGAGCUGAUUUGAAGAUAAAGAUGAAGAAGUCAAGAUCAACCAAGCUUUCAGAUAUUGAGAGCUUGAGAUCACCAUCAUCAUCAUCUUCAUCACUACCUUUGAGAAAGAGCAUGUCCCAGCCCGGAAAGCCACCGCCUCUCAAUGUUCAAAGCAUUGCAGCAGCAGCAGCAGUCCCUCUGAAGCAGGCUUUGACCAAAACAAGUGAUGGCUCAGCACCAAACUAUAUGAAGUCCACCAGCUGCUCUGAUGCAAGGAAGGAGCAAUCACAGGUUAGUGUUCGAAGUUCUCCGGUUAUUUCAGAUAGUAAGAAUCAAAACCGAAGAAAUUUGAGCAAUUCAAAACUUAGCUCUGGCUCUAACACUAAAUCAGCUAGGACUUCUAGUCUGAAGCUGGUGAGAACUUUAAUAAAGUCCCCUAGUUUUAAGCAUGCAAGAGCUUCAGCCAAGAAAACUUCCAGGGUUGCUCUUUGUGAAGAUGUGAGAGUUCAGAAAGCAACUUGUUCUUCAACACUGAAGGACUCAAAGUUUCCUAAGUAUCUGAUGAUUAGUCCUGGCGGAACGGAAGCUGAGGGAACUUCAAUGAUGAAGGUCUGCCCCUAUACUUACUGCUCUCUUAAUGGACAUCAUCAUUCACCUGUGACUCCACUGAAGUGUUUCUUGUCGGCAAGAAGACGGUCUUUGAAGAACCAGAAGAUGGUGAAAUUGCAAGCUCUAAGUCCUCGUAAAGCAAAGCCAUCUAAUUUGGGAAUGAAGGAAAAUGAUUCCAAGCAAAUGUUGUAUGAUGACAAUGAAAAACCUGCUCAAGAAGAAGUCGGGAUCGAUUUCUUUGUUGAAAUAUUUGCUAAAAGCAAGGAAGAUGAUGCUCAAACAAUUUUUGAGAAUAUACCUGAAGCAGAAACCAUAGAUAGCUUUCCUGAAGAGGAGCAAAAAGAAGAUGUGGCUGAUGAAGAAUACCAACCUUCUUUGGAUCAAGAAGAACCUGCCAUGAGAAGCUGUUCGAGUGAGAGUGACACCGAUGGACUUUCGAGCGUUGAAGUAGAUUAUGCCAAUUCUGAAGCAACUGACAUGGAGUGGGAGGAAGGGCAAUUUUCCCUUGCAGUGCUGUAUGAUGAUGAUGAUGAUGAUGAAUCUGGUUCAAGUGGUGGGUUUUCAUCAAUUCAAGAUGGUGAUAUGCAUGAAGAACCUGUGAUCAAGUCUGAUGCCAUUGUCAGUAACUGCAAUGACAUCAUUCAUGAUUACUAUGAAGUACUGCAGGAACUUUUCGAAGAGAAAACUCCAUCUUUUGAAAUUCAACUCAAAAAUGAGGGCAAAAAACAGAAUUUCGGCGUUGAAGAAUCUGAAAGAUUGAGCUAUGACCAAUUUUCUUACACUGAAGAUUCAUUUGAAGAAGACAGUGAACUAUCAGAGACAGAAAUAGAGAUAUCUUCAUCUUCAAUACAAGAGCCAACGGAGGACCUAACAGCAACUGGUGAGGAAGUUCAAGAGAAAAUUGGAAUGGAGUCCCAUCUUGGAGAUGUUGAAAGCCACUACUACACUGCUGCUUGUGAGACAGAUGAAGCUUCAGAUAGCCAACCAAUGAAUGAAUUUCAAGAUGACGGAACAACUAUGUCGACAAGUAACCAUAUUUCUAAUGCCGCUCAGGAUAUCAGCACAACAUAUGAAGCUGAAACAAAUGCAGAGAAAGAGAAUUCAGAAACAGACCAAAAUUCUGUCACUUCUGUUUCUGGAAAUCAAAUGGAAGAGGCACAGAAAGUUGAAGACACCGAAUCCUCAGCAGAUAUCCAGAUUUCUGAUUCAGCAAAAACUAUGGUUGUACAUGAUGAAGAUGCUAGUAAGGUUGGUGAUAAUGCGGACACUGCUGAAGAUUGUAAUUCAGGCCAAGGUAUUGCUGAUGAAAGCACUUUUGUUGAGGGUAAAGAUAACCUGGCUAAUUGGGAGUACACAGAUAAUGCUAAAGCUGAGAAUCAUAGCUUCACAGAGAAGGAUCAAAGUGAAUUUAAGAAGGAAAAUAUCUCAAAUUCCAGUGAAGGUGAGGAUCAGAGUGAUCUAAAGCUGAAGCAAAUAGGUGUAGCAGAAAACAGUGGUGGAGACAUUGAUGGAAUGGAAGUAGACAACAAUUCAGGGCCAGAUGCAGCAGAAACUUUUCGUAAGGCCAAUAGUAGCAUCAGUCCAGGGAUGAAGAGAAAGUUUUCCCAUCAAGAAAGCAAUUCCGACGAAGAACUCUUAAACACAAACCGGAAAUGGAAAAUCAACUGCAAGAGAACUAUCAAGGAUGAGGAAGAACAAUGGAAAUACAAUCAGAGAAAACCCAAUUACCUGCCGUUGGUUCCUGGCCCUGAAGCAGAGAAGGUUGACUUGAGGCAUCAGAUGAUGGAUGAAAAGAAAAAUGCAGAGGAAUGGAUGCUCGACUUUGCAAUCCAACAAGCUGUCACCAAACUUGCUCCAGCUAGGAAGAAGAAGGUGGCAUUGCUUGUUGAAGCUUUUGAAAAAGUCAUGCCAGUGCCGCAAUAUGAACCCCGUUUGAAGCAUUCUUCAGCAGCCUUCAGUCAUGCAAGACCUAUGCAAGCUUGUAGCUGAUGGUAGUUGCUGAGGAGGAAAUUUCAGAGUGCUAUAUCUACAAUAAGUCAAUGAAGUAAGAGGUAUCCACAGGUCCAGAGAAACGACUAUCAUUUCUCCGUUCCUAUCUGAAUUUACAGAGGAAAACCAUCAUGCAAUGAUGGGAUUCGACAUUUGGAAUCGAAUCUGAGAUGUGGGUGUUGUAGUAUAGCUUGCACAAUAAUUUAUGUAAUGCCAGUUUAACAUUAUAAUGGUGUUGAACAGAUGUUAUUAAGCAAUCUUUUGCUGUUGUAAGGGGGCACUUAUCUCCCAGACAUUGUACUAUUGCUUGUUUGAUAAAUCAAGUGCAGAAUGACUGCUGUGUUCA
Molecule: messenger RNA, 3324 nt
Organism: Rosa rugosa (rugosa rose)
Lineage: Eukaryota; Viridiplantae; Streptophyta; Magnoliopsida; Rosales; Rosaceae
Product: calmodulin binding protein PICBP
Exons: 2
Coding region: 282-2978 (898 amino acids)
Molecular function (GO): calmodulin binding
Source: RefSeq, a predicted model, not a curated record